Messenger RNA from Dicentrarchus labrax (European seabass), 9054 nucleotides. RefSeq names its product BR serine/threonine kinase 1b (gene brsk1b). Gene Ontology annotation, molecular function: protein serine/threonine kinase activity; ATP binding; tau-protein kinase activity. The record is from RefSeq and is a predicted model, not a curated record. The transcript has 20 exons. Gene Ontology annotation, biological process: intracellular signal transduction; microtubule cytoskeleton organization; protein phosphorylation. Bases 1393 to 3987 code for a protein of 864 amino acids. NCBI's taxonomy places the organism in Eukaryota, Metazoa, Chordata, Actinopteri, Moronidae. Gene Ontology annotation, cellular component: cytoplasm.
AAGGAAGCAGGAGGAGGAGUGUGAGAGGUGUGGAAAAAAGAGAAAGGGAAACGGGUAUAAUACGGAGUGGAGGAGAGCACCCCGCGAAUGAUGGACACUCCUGUGGAUGCGGCCAACUCCUGACACCCUGAAAGAGUGUUUCCUACGAGGCGAUUUCUUUUUCUUUUCAUUGUUUGCCAUUUGUUCGGAAGGCAACAGCUUAGCGCCGGCUGAGGGAGGAGAUGCGGUGAUAUCAUGAGCAUAGCCGGCCAGGGAGAGAGACAGAGAGACAGAGAGGAAGAGAGAGAGGGAGGGAGGGAGGGAGGGAGGAAGAGGGUGCACGGGGAGGAGAGGCGGGGAGUGGGCUACCACCAGGCCAGCUGAGGAUGCUUGUUGUUUCUAGAAACAGGAUUUAUCACCGGGCCGAGCGCUGAUCCUGCUCCGGCACACCGAGCGCACCUCUCUGCGCUGCAGCCGUCCCGACCGAGGGCGCAUUUUUUCCGCCCGUCUCGCCCGGUCUGCCCGAGGCUGUUUGCCCUUUUUUAAUGCUCUCCCCCCCUCUUCCUCUAUUUCCUGAUGCAGGCCCGGGGAGGGGUGAGCCAAAGUGUGCACCGGAUAUUGGAAAACCCAUUCUUCUUGCUGAUGCUGUUGUGAUAACAGAUUAUUAUCCGGACAACGCCGCAUCUGCACAGGAAAGUCACAUCCCGACCAAACGAGGCCAGGCUUGAGAAGAAACGGGAAUGUACGAGCUCGGAGGGGUUGUGGAAACAUUUUUUGGACGGUAGCGGCAGCGAGGAAGAGGGGGGGUGGGCGGGGGGUCCCUGAUAUUGAUCAGAGAAUGGAUUCAAUCAGGGGCAUUCUGACUUGGGAUAUUUGAGACUCUGCUCUUACAGGAAUCAAUGUGUGGCAAAUGUAGCCUUCCUGUCCGGGUCUGAAUGAGCUCUUUCUUUACUGCUCCACUUUUGACCAGCUGCAUAAGCUACACAGGAUCAAUCAGCUUUAAACUACUGUUAUUUAUAGCAGGGGGUGGGUUUGAUGUAGCACGUUAUUGUGGACAUCUCCCAUCAUCACCGGUACCGGGCAAACCUCACACGUCUCUCUGAUCUUUUCUACUUCCCCCUCUGAAUGAUGCUGCUUUAGUGGAAGACACAGACUGGGAGAUACUUUAUUCUAGGCCUUACAGAGUGGAAACUGGGCCCGGUUCUCACUCCGAACGCGGACCUGACCGCAUGACAAACAAGUGCAUGGGAGUAGCCUGCAGGGCCCGGCUUUAGAUCACGACCAGUCGUCCAUACCUCUCCUCUCCGCUCCUCUCCGCCGCCUGUGAUGUGCGUUACGGCAUUACGCACGGAGCAGGAGCGGCCGCUAUCUUGAUCUGCCUUAUAUCAGGAGUACAAUUUCAUCUCGGGAAGGAUGAGCAGCAAGGAGCUGACGGUGGGCCAGUCCAACCAGUAUGUGGGGCCUUACAGGCUGGAGAAGACCCUCGGGAAGGGACAGACAGGACUGGUGAAGCUGGGUGUCCACUGUAUUACUGGGCAGAAGGUGGCCAUAAAGAUUGUCAACAGAGAGAAACUCUCUGAAUCAGUUCUAAUGAAGGUGGAGAGAGAAAUAGCUAUUCUUAAACUAAUAGAGCACCCUCACGUUCUGAAGCUGCAUGAUGUCUAUGAGAAUAACAAAUACCUGUACCUGGUGUUGGAGCAUGUGUCUGGCGGAGAGUUAUUUGACUACCUGGUGAAGAAAGGCAGGCUGACCCCCAAAGAGGCCAGGAAGUUCUUCAGACAAAUCAUCUCCGCCCUUGACUUCUGCCACAGUCACUCCAUAUGUCACAGGGACCUGAAACCCGAGAAUCUUCUCCUGGAUGAGAAGAAUAACAUCAGGAUAGCAGACUUUGGUAUGGCCUCGCUACAAGUCGGUGACAGCCUGUUGGAAACCAGUUGUGGAUCCCCACAUUAUGCUUGCCCAGAGGUCAUAAGGGGGGAGAAGUACGACGGUCGCAGGGCAGAUGUUUGGAGUUGUGGAGUCAUUCUCUUUGCUCUUCUUGUGGGUGCCUUGCCCUUUGACCACGAUAACCUGCGGCAGCUUCUAGAGAAAGUGAAGAGUGGAGUAUUCCACAUGCCCCACUUUAUACCUCCUGACUGCCAAGCUCUGCUUAAAGGAAUGAUAGAAGUCAACGCUGACAAGAGACUCACGCUAGAAGCAAUACAGAAACACGCCUGGUACCAGGGUGGUCGUAAUGAGCCUUGCCCAGAACAGCCGCCCCCUCGUCGGGUGUGUGUGAAGAGGAUCCUGUCCUUAACAGAGCUGGACCCUGAUGUCCUGGAAAGCAUGUACUCCUUAGGGUGCUUCAGAGACCGGGUCAAACUCACACAGGACCUUACAAGUGAGGAGGAGAACCAGGAGAAGAUGAUCUACUACCUCCUGUUGGACAGGAAGGAGCGAUACCCCAGCUGUGAAGAUGAGGAUCUGCCACCUAGAAAUGACAUAGACCCACCCAGGAAGCGCGUGGACUCCCCCAUGCUGACGCGGCAUGGUCGCUGUCGUCCAGAGAGGAAGAGCCUGGAGGUCCUCAGCGUCACAGACCAGGGGUCUCCCACCCCACCUCGCAGGGCCCUGGACACUAAUGCACACAGCCAGAGGUCUCGUUCUGUCAGCGGAGCGUCCACGGGUCUGUCCUCCAGUCCUCUCAGCAGUCCAAGGAGCCCGGUCUUCACUUUCAACCAAUCAGAAGUCACCCCCACCUCCGCUUCCUCCUCCAAAGACCCCAAACCAGGAAGUGCCACCACCUCUCGGCCUUCUCGCCCGACGCCAGACCCAAAAACACAAACCCUGCCCUCAAAGGGCCCCACUGACCGGCCCCAGCUCCAUUCCAUGAAGUCCCUCCCUCUCCAGACUCCACGCUCCCCUUCCCCAUCCCCCUCCCCGCUCCUCUCCCCCAUCCCACGCUUCUUCAACUUCCCCUCUCCUUCUGUCUUCAAGUCCAAGAAUGUGCACUCGUCCUCUAACUCCUCUGCCACCCCUCCUCCUGUGUCACAGGUCACGCCGCAGGGCUCACCGCUGCCCACCCCGCUGGGCACGCCUGUGCACCAAAUCCAACACCCUUCCUCCACCACCCCUCCCUCCUCCUCCUCCUCAUCUUCUUCUUCCAGAGCGGACGGAGCCGGCGGGGCCUCGCUGUCACUGACCCCACCCUCCAGCCCCGGUGGCAGUGGCGGUCUGGCCGCCUCAAGUUCUGCCCACUGGAGAACAAGGCUCAACUCGUUCAAAAACAACCUUCUGGGCUCGCCGCGCUUCCAUCGGCGCAAACUGCAAGUACCAACAUCGGAGGACAUGUCCAGUUUGACUCCAGAAUCCAGUCCAGAAUUGGCUAAGAGGUCCUGGUUCGGUAACUUCAUCAGCCUGGAGAAAGAGGAGCAGAUCUUUGUUUUGAUUCAAGACAAGCCGCUCAGCUCUAUCAAGGCUGACAUCGUCCAUGCCUUUCUCUCUAUCCCGUCCCUCAGCCACAGCGUGGUGUCUCAGAACAGUUUCCGGGCAGAGUACAAGUCCUCUGGCGGUCCCUCUGUCUUCCAGAAGCCUGUCAAGUUCCAAGUGGACAUUGCUUUCUCUGAGGGAGACAGGGAACGAGAAAGGGAACGAACAGAGAGGGAAGGAAGAAGAGAGCUGGGCAUCUACAGUGUAACUUUCACUCUAAUAACAGGUCCCAGUCGCAGAUUCAAGAGAGUGGUGGAAACCAUUCAGGCUCAGCUCCUGAGUACUCAUGAUCAGCCUUCUGUGCAGGCACUGGCUGAUGAGAAGAAUGGUCAGCUUUCCCGGCAACCCAGCACUCCUUCGCGUCAGAAUUCCCGGCGCUCCGAAAGCGGAUCUGAGCGAGAGCGGGGAGAGAAGGAGCGUGCAGCAGAUGGUGGAAGUGGAAGCGGGAGCAGCAGCGGAACCGCCUUACAAAGGCGGGGGUCGGGGAAAGACAAGACGAGACUCCUCUCAUCGUCCAACGGGACACAGUCUCAUCCCUGAAAAGAAUGUUGUGGAAGAGAGGCGAGGAUCAUCUGCCUGGCCUUUCUCUCUUCUUUCCCUCAAUACUUCCCACAUUCUUUCCAUCCCCAUUUCCUAAUUCCUGCCUCGCUUCCUACCAUUAUUCCAAAGCAAUGGGAUGUAGGAGGGGGAAGUUUUUCCUUGAAGCUGAUCCAGGGAUAUGAUAACUCCUGCAAGUGGCUGAUUUUAGUAGAAAUGUAUACUUGCCGGGGUGGCGGAGGCAGGUUGAGCUGAUCUCUAGUCAGCCUUCAAGGGCAGCUUCACCCCGGAAGGACCGAUUUGAAGACAGGACGUCCAGACUAAGUCCCAACUUACCAGAAAAAUACAAGAAAAGCUUACAGCCAGGGAAACACACUGUUCACCCUCUCUGAUGAAUCAAAAAAGCACAUGCCCUUCCCACCGACCAAUCACAUGCAACACAUGGUCCAAGUUCAACAGGAAACCUCCCAUCAGUCUGUCAAAAUGGCACAGGCCCUUAAGUCAUUCUCUAUUAUCAUUUUCUGACCAGCCAGCUGUCACCGGGAUCAUCAGGUCUCCUCAACACCACCUGCCCAAACACGUUGAGUCACAUGACAGGAAGCUCUCCUCUCUUCCCCUCACUUUCUAAUUGAAGACAACUGUGUAUUCUCAAGCAAAGCAACAAAAUUAGGUUGUCUUUCGAGAAAGGAAUGAGAAUUACAGGAGGAGUCUGGAUAUAUAGACUUGAUUGUUAAAGUGGAUAUUAUUUCUUAAUAAUUAGCAAACCUAAUGCUGUACUUUAACGAUCAAGGAGAGCAGAGGAAAAACAACAGCAAAAUGAUGGAGAAUGGAUCUACGUAAUGUAGCCUUAGAGCCAGGGGUAUAUCGAAAUAAGACAGACAAGACACAACUUUUCCUAGUAUGUAUGAGCAGCAGAACGUCCCACAAUUAUUUCUGAAUUACACUGAUAAAGCUAUGAUACCGUAUUGCCUUUUAUGGAGGAGAAAAAGUGGAUAGCUAGUUAGAUUUAGCCCCAUUUUGAGGACACUAGUCACACCACAGGUAGAAUGUCUCACAAGUGAAAACUCCUAGAAGAGAGGGAGAUGAAUAGAUAGAUAGAUGGAGACAAAACAGAGGAUAGCUAGAAACUAAAUCCAUUUGGUAGCGAAGGAAGGACAAAGGAAAAAACUAGUAGUCAGAAACUUAAGCUAUGUUCUGUUAAACAAUAGGUUGUUAAUACAACAUUCAUAUAACAUAUGUACAUUGAAAUAGUUAUUGUUUGCUCUAGUUCCUUCUCUUCCAUCUAUACUGGCUGGAAAGCAAUCCCUUCAAGUGCAAAUCCACUGUGAAAGAUAGGGGCCAAAAUCCACAGUCCGUGAAUUAGUUUAGCUGAAGCUAAUAUGAGGACUUAGCAAUCUGAAUUAGUCUAACUAGCUAGCAACAGCAAGCCUGUCUUUGUGUUUCUCAACAUGUUGAUGUGGUGUGCUGGGCUGUAGCAGAAGAGAUACUCACCUUUUUUUCAGGCUACGUUUAGCUAAAUAAGCGUGUAUAUAGCUAUCAAUAUUGAAGUAUUAUACUUUAAUAGUUCUGAUGUUAAAAUUAGUUUUCUAUCAACUCAGCUAACAUCUAGCCGAUUUUGUUGCUAGGUAGAAAAUAAUAAGCCCGUUUUUUGUCUGUUUGUUUUCUGUAGUUCUUUUUAGCAAGUGGGAGAUAUUAUUACCGACUAAAUUCUAAAUAUCGCUGACUCAGAAUUACAGCUAGAAGGCUGGUAAGCUGGUGUUUUUUUCUGGCUCUGUUUCUUUUAAUACCAUCUGGUCAAUAUGACGCAAAUGUGUCACAAGCACAUUUCAUUUGGCUUACUCAGCCUCCUCAGAGACCUAAUAUUUGAAACUAAUUACUUAGUAGCUAAUUAGCUUCAGCUGAACUUUAAAGUAAAUAUUUCCCUGCAUAUGUGUCCUAUCUCUUAUAUUGGAGUCACUUUAAGAAGGGAUCACUUUGUAGGCAGCGUGGAGAGGAGGAAUGGUUACAGUGACCAAUACCUCUUUCAGUGCACAAUAUCAGCAUGUGAAUAUUGUAUGUAUGAAAAACUUGUGUGGAACUCCAAAUCUAGCCUAACUGAAAAGAGAAUUAAUGUCCAUAUAAUCACAUUAAAUUGAAGAUGGAUGAUGAUGGAAAUGUGGAAUUAAACUAAAGAGGCUGAUCAAACAGGACAACCAAGUUUAGGCUUUUUGUACCUGAAAUUAGGCAACUGAAACCCUUCCUAUGUUCCUGUGACAAUAGAUGCAGAACGAUGCAGGGCGACUCAAAGCCCCAACAAAAGCCUCAGCUCUUUCUGCCUCGCAGGUGGAGAUGAACAAUUAAUGUACUUUUCACAAAAAGGAAAACAAGAAAAGCGAGAAAGAAAAAGGACUCGGGUGUGUCUAUCACAAAAACUCUGCACACAUACUGCCUGGAAGGGGGGGAAUGAAGCCACACAUAAAGAAUGAAAUUUAGCUUGUUUUAUUUUUUCUAUCCAUACCUUCAUUUUUAACUCUGCUCUGGUCUUUCUGUGUCUGUUUUUUUUUUUUUAUGUUUACGUGUUUGCCACCAGCAAACUAGAGGGUGGCGCCAACCAUGUGAUUGUCAACAAACUUUUUUGAAAUUAUUACAAGAGUGUUAACAUAUUUUUUGUUCCAUAUGUUUAUUGAAAAUGUAUUUAUCUAUUUAUUUAUUUAUUUGCCAUGUAUUUGUUGAAAGUAUAAUAUAUAUAUUUUUUUUAUGAGAAGCAGGAGGCAGGUGAAGACAGGGAAAUGUCCCUUUCAAGAUGUCCGACAUUGCAGAGCUUUCCCUGAAAAAACUGAAAAACAGCUCCCCUCCUUCUUCUUUAAACUUAUGAAAACUGAUGCUGCAAAAAUACUUUCCAUCUUUGUAUUUUGUUCAUAGCUGCUGGAAUUUCACACACACACACACACACACACACACACACACACACACACACACACACACACACACACAGGCCUUUUAAAUUAUAAGUCUAUUUUAGCCAGGCUAGUGAUGUGGCUCUAGGAAUGGCAAUGUCGGUUUGUUGGUUGGUCCACCACUUCAGUGCAAACUGAAAUAUCUUUGCUGAUCUUUUGGACAGACAUUAACGAUGUAUACUAUCCUUCGGACUCGUGAUCCCUUGACUUUUCAUCUGGCGCCAUCAUCAGGUCAAAAUUUGUCCAGUACUUUGGUUUAUGAAGAAGUACAAACUGCAAAACUUGACAUUUCCAUCAGCCUCAGUUGCACUUUGUGUUUAGAGCUAAAUAACAAAUGUUAGCACGCUACCAAGUUAAGAUUAUACCUGGUAAACAUCCACAUGUGAACAUUGCCUUUGUGAGCGUGUUAGCAUGCUGACAUUAGCAUAUAGCUCAAACCACUUCAAGUGCCACUCUCGCAGAGAAGCUAGCAUGGCUGCAGACUCUUAGCCUUGUUGCUAAAUAAUUCAUGGACAGUGACUGUAAACACAAAUGUAUUUUCUUGUCAUAUUCAUUCCCUGUGAAGCACUGUUUAUUCAUGCAAACCAAUAUUCCACUGAAACCAUUACACAUUUCGGAUUGACUUUCAGUGGUCUCUUCACAUGCUGCGCACACUUAACUGAAACAGCUGAACAAGAAUGGAAAGAAACAGUACUCAUUUGCAGUUUUAUCAGGCAUUUUCUUUACUUCUUUAGUUUUUCACAAAUUUCUGGAGAUGAAGCUGGAGAAUGUGUGCUUUAUCAUCCUAGAAUCUGUUUACACAAGAUUACAUCUGUUCUGUUUGCACAUCCAAGUGCAUCCAACUUUUUCAGAAUAUCAUGUCUGAUAAGGUCAUAGCCACAGGUGAGGUUUCGGAAUAGCUUUAGAAAGCUUUGGGGAAACUAUUUGCCUGUUCUGCUUGACAGUGUUGGACUUUUAAGUUGAACAGCACUCUCAGUGGACAAAUGAUUAGAUACAAAUGCAUUUCCCCCCCCUCAUGCAAUCAGAGGCUUUCUUUUCCCAUCCUGCCACUCAGAGUGGGCCCCUUACACAUCUGAAAGGUCAAAGGCCAGGGAGGUGUAAAGUGACACUCCAAUACCAAAAAGAGAGUGUUAUGUCAUAGUCUUUUUUUAAAAAAAACAUAUGGUCGGGUCAAGUUCACCUUACAUCUAUUUUUAGAGAGAAAAAAGCUAGUUAAAGGAUAGAAAUGGGAAAAGCAAAGAAAGAAAGGCCGCUCCGGAUUGUGCUCUGCUCUUAGCAAACUGCAUCAAAAACCAUUCAAAGACACAACGGGACCCUCAGCAUGUUUGCAGCUGAGAGGCUCCCGCGCUCGCAAAAACUCCUAUAGAAAGAAAUCUCCCCCCUCCCUCCCCCAUUCCUCCUUUACCCCCCACAUUCACCCAUUUACUUAACAUUUUCUACACCCCUCCAUUCCUCUUCUUUGUAUCUCUUGAAUCUUGCUCCACGCCCCUCCCAACUGCACAUAUGUCACCCCCCCUAUAUAAUCGUCCCCUCCUCCCCUGCCCUUCUAUACGUUUUAUACACUGUAUACUUCAACGCAGAUGCUGUAUACAUUUGUAUACACUGUAUGCCUGUCUCUGUCUCCAUUGUAUGCCAUCCAUAUCUAUGUAGCGUUCACUAUCUUUUAUCGACACUGUAGUCACCGUACAUCUCUUCCUCUCAUCAUUAUUGCUCAUUCUUCUUCUGCAGUUAGAAUUGUACGACUAUAAUCUCUUGUCUCCCGCCCAUAUUGCCCUCCUCCCGAGCCCCGAGCCCCCACAACCCGCCCAUGACCUGCACCCCCCAUCUUGUGAAACCUCCACUCGACUCCGCAGUAGAAAAAGUUUUUCUUUUCCACUCUGGAGGAAUUUGUGACGUCAGAAGAGAGAGAGAGAGAGAGAGAGAGAGAGAGCGAGAGAGAGAGAGAGAGAGAGGAGGAGGAGGUGUGUGGGGGAGGGUGGGUUGAGAAAACUGCUAACACGAUUAAUGAUGAUGACGACAACGACGAAGAGAAAAUGUCUGUAGUAUAAUUACAAAAAAGGAAAAGUGCACUAUUAUGACAAUGAUUAUUAUUGCCUGUGAGAAAUACUGACCAAUAAACAACAAUGGAAAUAUA